AACCCUUGAUCCGCAUUGCAUUACGCGUCGCAGGUCUCUGAUAAAAAGCGCCCAACAAAAGCGCCGUGAGAAACGAAGAGCGAUUUCUUCAAGCCCUAGAUCUGCUUCCUCUUCUCACUGCUCCUUCUCGCUCGCUCUGUCGGUGUCGUUUUUCCUUGGAUCUUCUUUCUCCGUUUCCCCAGGUUAAGGAUGGUUUCCGACGCGAGCAAGAAGAAAGCGGCUCAGAAGAAGGCGGCUGCAGCGGCUAAGCGAGGAGGAAAAGCAGCGGCGGCGGCCGCUUCUUCCAAGGCGGCAGCGGCUGAAUCGCAGAAUGGAGUUGAUAAGUUGGUGAAUGGUGUUGACGCUCUUCAGUUAUCUGAUCGGACUUGUACUGGUGUGCUUUGUUCACAUCCUCUCUCCAGGGACAUCCGAAUAGAAUCUUUAUCAGUUACCUUUCAUGGGCAUGACCUUAUUGUUGAUUCUGAGCUGGAGCUCAAUUAUGGCAGACGUUAUGGUUUGCUUGGAUUAAAUGGAUGUGGUAAAUCUACACUUCUUGCGGCAAUAGGUUGUCGAGAGCUUCCUAUUCCAGAACACAUGGAUAUAUAUCACCUUUCACGAGAGAUUGAAGCUUCUGACAUGUCUUCACUUGAGGCUGUUAUAAGUUGUGAUGAGGAGAGGUUGAAGUUGGAGAAGGAGGCAGAAUCCUUGGCUUCACAAGAUGAUGGAGGUGGGGAGCAGCUUGAUCGUAUCUAUGAACGUCUAGAAGCAUUAGACGCAGCAACUGCAGAAAAACGUGCUGCUGAAAUCCUUUAUGGUCUUGGGUUUAACAAGCAGAUGCAAGCGAAGAAAACACGGGACUUUUCUGGUGGUUGGAGGAUGAGGAUUGCCUUAGCUCGUGCCCUAUUCAUGAAUCCCACUGUCCUUCUACUGGAUGAACCAACUAAUCAUCUAGAUCUAGAGGCUUGUGUCUGGCUAGAAGAAAAUUUGAAGAAGUUUGACCGGAUCCUGGUUGUGGUUUCACAUUCCCAGGACUUUCUUAAUGGUGUUUGCACAAACAUUAUCCAUAUGCAGAACAGGAAGUUAAAGAUCUAUACGGGUAACUAUGAUCAGUAUGUUCAAACCCGUUCUGAACUGGAAGAGAAUCAGAUGAAAAUGUAUAAGUGGGAGCAGGAUCAGAUUGCUUCCAUGAAAGAGUAUAUUGCCAGAUUUGGGCAUGGGUCAGCAAAAUUAGCUCGGCAGGCGCAGAGUAAGGAGAAGACAUUGGCAAAAAUGGAGAGGGGUGGGCUUACUGAGAAGGUGGUGAGAGACAAGGUUCUUGUGUUUCGCUUUGUUGAUGUUGGAAAGCUUCCUCCUCCGGUUCUCCAGUUUGUGGAAGUAACGUUUGGCUAUACCCCUGAAAACCUCAUCUAUAAGAAUCUUGACUUUGGAGUUGAUUUGGACUCUCGGAUAGCUUUGGUUGGACCCAAUGGUGCUGGAAAGAGUACCCUGUUGAAGCUGAUGACAGGGGACCUGGUUCCUCUAGAUGGCAUGGUCCGACGGCAUAAUCAUCUUAGAAUUGCUCAGUUUCAUCAACAUUUAGCUGAGAAAUUAGACUUGGAACUGUCUGCUCUCCAGUUUAUGAUAAGAGAGUACCCAGGAAAUGAAGAAGAGAAGAUGAGAGGAGCUAUUGGGAAGUUUGGGCUCUCCGGUAAAGCUCAAGUGAUGCCGAUGAAGAAUUUGUCUGAUGGGCAGAGGAGCCGUGUUAUAUUUGCCUGGUUAGCAUGGAGACAACCGCACUUAUUAUUGCUUGAUGAGCCCACAAAUCAUUUGGAUAUCGAGACUAUUGAUUCAUUGGCGGAGGCACUGAAUGAGUGGGAUGGUGGUUUGGUUCUUGUAAGCCAUGACUUUAGGCUUAUAAACCAAGUGGCCCAGGAGAUAUGGGUGUGCGAGAAUCAAGCUGUAACCAAGUGGGAGGGUGACAUUAUGGACUUCAAGGCACACUUGAAGAUGAAGGCUGGGUUAGCUGAUUAAAGCUGUAAAAUCGUGAGUUUACUAAAAUCUCUAUAUACCGUAGACCGUGGCUUGAUCGUGUUGUGUCAUAUGUGCAUCAGCUCGGCCAGCUUGUGCGUAAUGUGGCCACACAACUAGCCGAAGGUCUUGAACACUGAUGGGGCUUGGUUAUUGUUUCGAGCCAGCAAUUUUAAUGGGCGUAGUAGGUAAUGUUUUUUGUUUAAUCAUUCAUGUACCCCUAUAUCUUUUAGUUGGUUAUUUAACCAACUAGAUAGAGCCAUAUAUGAUGUCUAAUAUUUAUGUUUUAGACAGACACCAAGCGACUACGAACAGAAAAAUCUUAUAUUUUUGGUUUUGUUUCUUAUUUGUGCCCAAUUUGAUUUGAUUCACCGAGCUUACCCAAGUAAUGUAGCAAAAAAGCGAGCUUAUAAUCAAUAAUAUGUUGAGAUUUUUGCCA
Molecule: messenger RNA, 2425 nt
Organism: Benincasa hispida (wax gourd)
Lineage: Eukaryota; Viridiplantae; Streptophyta; Magnoliopsida; Cucurbitales; Cucurbitaceae
Gene: ABCF1
Product: ABC transporter family protein
Molecular function (GO): ATP binding; ATP hydrolysis activity
Source: RefSeq, a predicted model, not a curated record